Molecule: messenger RNA, 965 nt
Organism: Stegastes partitus (bicolor damselfish)
Lineage: Eukaryota; Metazoa; Chordata; Actinopteri; Pomacentridae
Gene: epd
Product: ependymin
Exons: 6
Coding region: 36-680 (214 amino acids)
Biological process (GO): cell-matrix adhesion
Cellular component (GO): extracellular region; lysosome
Molecular function (GO): calcium ion binding
Source: RefSeq, a predicted model, not a curated record
UAACAUCAUUUUGUGACUCCCUUCGAACCAGGAAAAUGUAUGCAGCUGUUACCCUACUCGUCUUCAUGUGCUUGACUGCCACCACUCGUGCAGAUCACCAUCAUCAUCCCUGUCAUUCACCCAACAUGACAGGAUUCAUGAGUGUGAUAACCAUAAAGGGUGACGUGAAAGCAUACGGUGCAUUCACUUACGACUCAAUGGGCAAGAAGCUACGAUUCAGAUCAAACGAGAGCAACCCUACAAACACUUCACUAGCUGUGGAUCUGCUGAUGUUUUUUGAUGAGGGGAUAUUCUACGAGAUUGACAGCAAAAACCAGAGCUGUGAGAAGAAAAAGCUGCAAUGCACCCUGCACCCUUUAGACAUUCCUGAUGACGCCAAAUUUAUGUCAACGCUUAAUUUUGGGAAUCCAUCCAUUGAAGGGGAGGGAGUAAAACUCAACUCCUGGACAGGGUCAAUGCCAGGCACGAAAGGCAAAUACGUCAUAUAUGUAACCACGGGAUGUUUGCCUGUGAGCACCUUCUACUUCACUGAGUCCAUGUCAUUCUUUAUCGGCACCACGGAGAUCGAAAACGAGAUCAAGGACCCCGAGCUCCUCCUGGUGCCUUCCUUUUGUCAGGGACUGCCUGUGGAGGACACACCUGAGGGGACAGUAAACAGUUUCUUCCAUGAGUUCAUGUAGAAGAAGCCUCAUCAGCAAAAAAAAAAAUGAAACCCCUAACCAAGCAUGGCCAGCCACAACUAUAGACUUUUCUCUCCUUUUCACGUCACUCAAGUUUUUUCUUGUGACACUGCACUGCAUCACAUCUGUUUCCAUCACAUCUUCCCUAUCACAUCCCUAUGAAGAUAUGGCUUUGAACGGCUCAUAUAUAUGUACACGUACAUUUGGAUGUGAAAAAAAAAACAAAAAACAAAAGAUGCAACAUGGAUUAUAGAAUUAGUCAUAAUCACUAACAGUCGGUGGCUU